This is a messenger RNA of Helicoverpa zea (corn earworm), 1315 nucleotides long. RefSeq lists its product as uncharacterized. Gene Ontology annotation, cellular component: cytosol; nucleus. NCBI's taxonomy places the organism in Eukaryota, Metazoa, Arthropoda, Insecta, Lepidoptera, Noctuidae. Gene Ontology annotation, molecular function: protein-folding chaperone binding; Hsp90 protein binding. Gene Ontology annotation, biological process: chaperone-mediated protein complex assembly; protein folding. The transcript has a single exon. The coding region runs from base 27 to 500 and encodes 157 amino acids. The record is from RefSeq and is a predicted model, not a curated record.
UUUGUGAUUUUUUAAUUUCAGCUACAAUGACAUCGGAAAUAUUGGCUACACCGCCAUCGGUUUCAUGGGCGCAGAGAAGUGCUCGUGUGUUUUUGACGUUUAAUGUAGAAUGUGAGAAACCAGACAUAAAAAUUGAGCAAAAAUCUGUAUUUUUCAAAGGUAUAUGCACACCAGAUCAAAAGUUACAUGAGGUUGUUAUACCCUUGUACUCAGAUAUUGAUCCAGAAAAAAGUUCUUACACAAACAAAGGGAGGUUAAUCGAGGUUGUUUUGGCGAAAGCAAAAACUGACGACCCCUUCUGGCCUGCCUUAACAAGUGACAAAAAGAAACACCACUGGCUCAAAGUUGAUUUCAAUCGUUGGCAAGAUGAAGAUGAGAGUGGAGAUGACUUUGAUAAUAUUAGUGACAUGUUCUCUAGCAAAUUGGGCAACUUUGGUGAUGAAAACGAUAAAGAGGUUACCAGCUCAUCCGAUGAGGAAGAUCUUCCUGACAUAGAGUAAAGGAUCUCAAGUAUAACAUAGCCAAACAAAUUUAUUAGUGCUAGAAAUUUGUAAUUAUGGACAAUAUUGUGCUUUUAUACAAGGAAUAGUUGGUAGCUCCUAACUGGAUGACAUAUUGUAAGGUUCAAUAGUUUAGGAGUGUGGUCUGCAAGUAUGCUUUCUCUUUUGUUAUAGUUUUAAUGAUCUUAUUUGCAACAAAAACUAUUUUAAUUUAGGAGACAUAAAAUUUCAAAUAUUUUAUUUUGGACAUGUCAAUAGUUAUCUCCAUGCUGACUUAAAGUAUUAAUAUUAAAACAACCCAUUUCUCUGAUCUGAAUUAUAUUUUAGUAUGUCUGAAGCCUAGCAAGUACUUAUUUAAUCUAAACAUUUCUCCUUCAUUAUAUCAUUUACAGUUUCUUAAAUAAUAGGUUUUACUUAAUAAUAAACUAGUACUUUAGCUAGACAGUUGAGGCAUAACAUCAUUAUUUUGUACUUUGUGUUUAAUUUAUAAAGUAAAAACACAUACAUUCCAAAGAUCAAACUAUGGCUGCUAUCCGUAGGUUUUAAACUAAGCAUACUCAUAGGGCUUCUAUGUAAGCCAUGAUAUUUAUGUGUAAGAACUUACUAAAUCAAGUAUGCAUGUAUUACAAAUGACUGUAUUAUGGUCUACCCAUUUAUAUUAUUUAUACUAUUGUAUCACUAGUAUAUGUAGGUUUCCAUUUCAAUACUGUUGAAAGAACAAGACAAAUUAAUUUACCCCAAAAUCUGCAUGUUUUCUCUGGCGCCUGCAAAUAUAUUUGGCACAUUGUGUUCAUAAAUAAAUCUUUCAUUUUCGA